AUGAUCACACAUGGGAAUCUGAUCAUCGAAAAAUACGAGCGUCGGUCUCGGGGGCUUCUAAAGAAGCUCGAGGAUUAUCCGAGUGUGAAGAAAGAGGCUAAGAAGGUUCCCGGUCUCGAGAAGAAGCUCACCACGCAGACCGCUGCGAUGGAUGAUCUGUCCAAAAAAUGCGGAGGAAGCAAGACAACCAGCAAAAUAUGCCGAGGAGGAGCUCGAGAGGAUAAAGACGGAAAAAGAGUCUCUGCAAUCUUUUCACGAUCAGGAGAGCGUUCGUCUGCACUCUUCUCGAAGGCACGAGGUCACUCAAAUCAUCGUGAAGUGCGAUGGGAAGCUCAGGAAAAGGAGCCCGCUAUUGUGGCGAAAGAUACGGCCACUGGUGAAGAGCUCGCUCCCCUUAACCGGCUUCCAGUCAUCCCUGCUGCUCUGACUUAG
Arabis nemorensis is the source of this 432-nucleotide messenger RNA. The record is from the annotation of a GenBank genome assembly. Lineage: Eukaryota; Viridiplantae; Streptophyta; Magnoliopsida; Brassicales; Brassicaceae.